This is a messenger RNA of Solea senegalensis (Senegalese sole), 1125 nucleotides long. Its product is annotated as G-protein coupled receptor 20-like. Gene Ontology annotation, biological process: phospholipase C-activating G protein-coupled receptor signaling pathway; positive regulation of Rho protein signal transduction. Lineage: Eukaryota; Metazoa; Chordata; Actinopteri; Pleuronectiformes; Soleidae. Gene Ontology annotation, molecular function: G protein-coupled receptor activity. Gene Ontology annotation, cellular component: membrane. The transcript has 4 exons. The record is from RefSeq and is a predicted model, not a curated record. The annotation marks the transcript as partial.
GCUCCCAACACUGAGCUGCUCCUGAGACCCGACCUGAUAAACUGCAGUAAUUGGAGUCAGCAGUGGGGGGCGCCACAUUUACACAGGUUAGCCCACCUGGAUGUGCAGCUGUACCAAGACUUCUAUGCUGUGUGGGUCUCUCUGAUGGUGUGUAACUGCCUGAUGCUGGUGGGCGGUGUUGUCCUCAACUGUCUGGCUCUCUAUGUCUUCUGCGGGGCCUCUGCCCACUCCUCAGCCUCUGUGGUUUACACCAUCAACUUGGCUGUAGCUGACCUGCUGGUGGCGCUGUCACUACCGGCACGCAUCGCCCUGUAUCACAGUGGGGGGAGCUGUGUGGCCUGCUCCUACGUUCACACCUUCAGCUACUUUGUCAACAUGUACUGCAGCAUCCUGUUUCUGACCAGCAUCUGUAUAGAUCGGUACCUCGCUGUUGUCCACAUGUCCAGCACUCUUCAUCGAUGGAGAACCACAGGAGCAGCAAAGUGCAUCAGUGGCACCGUGUGGUUCAUCGCUGUUGUGGUCACCUAUUCUUUCCAGACCACAGCGCUGGAGUUCAGCUCCUCCUGUGUGCUCCUCCCUGCCCUCUUCUACCUCACCAUCCUGGAGUUCCUCCUCCCCCUGCUGGUCGUGGUCGUGUUCACUCUGCGUGUCGCCUGUUUUCUUUCUUCCAGUCACGGCCUGAUUCCUCAGCAGAGCAGGGCGAGGAGGGCGAGGGCCAUCAGGCUUCUGGCCACCGUCCUCGUGGUCUUCACCAUUUGUUUCACACCCUUCCACAUCCGGCAGGUGCUUGUCUACUUCCGGGUCAAAGUGGGAGGGGAGGGUCCGAGUCAGGGGGCGGGGCAUGUGCUUGCGUAUCACAUCACAGUAUCUCUGAGCAGCCUCAACAGCUGCCUGGAUCCAGUGGUUUACUGCUUUGUGACAGACAGCUUCAAGAGAGUGUGGAGGACAAGGAGGAGGGGCCGGACGGAGUGGGACAGGGAGGCCGGGCACUCGAGUGGAGGAGAAGCUGAGAGGAUCUCAGUGAAUAAAUGUCCUGGCACGGCACUGGCAAUAGCCCACAGCAUAGCCACUCUCGCACUCACCAACACACCCCUCUCUGCAGCCAACGUGGACCAGUCUGCUUAG